AGUGCAUGUGGGUUGGAGGGAGGGAGGGAGGGAGGCUGGCGUGGGAUCUUUGGUGCUGCCGGCGGCUGCUGCAGGGAGAGGUGGAGACCAAAUAUUAUAGAGGAGCUCCUCUAGUAUCUGGUGGAGACGGCGCUGCCUCCGGGUAAAACAAGAUGACGAAGAAACGCAAACGUCAAGAUGACUUUCAAAAGAUUAAAUUAAAAGUUGGCAAAAUAAAACCAAGGGCAGAUAAUGCAACCAACACAAGCUUCAAAACACGUGCCAUCCAUGUUCCAGAGCAACUGAAGAGCGAUGCAUUACUGCCAACAAAUUACCGCAAACUUAACGUAAAGGAUCUGUUGACACAGUUGCACCAUUAUAGUUCUGGAAUUAAACAGGGUGCUCUAAAUGGCCUCAAAGAUCUUGUUUCCCAGCAUCCAUCCGUGAUUGCAUCACAUCUCUCUAAUAUUCUCAGUGAUUCAGCACCCAUGUUCACAGACAAAGACCCCAUGGUCAGAUCAGCAGCUAUCCAGCUUUUACAAUUUAUUACUCCAAAAAUUUCCAGUGAUCAGAUGGCUCCUUUUUUCCCUUUGGUUAGUGCGCACCUCUCCAGUGCAAUGACUCACAUUCUUGAGGGAAUACAGGAGGAUGCCUUGAAGAUAUUAGACAUUUUGUUGGAACAUUAUCCUGAGCUUCUUACGGACUGUUGCAACAUCCUGUUGAAGAAUUUUCUGGAGCUCAUUUCCCACCAGAGAUUGUCAAAGGGAUUGAAAACUGGUGGGAAGGUGCCUUCUUGGAUGCUGUCUGUCAACCUGAACCGCCGCGUUACAUCUCAGCUAUGGCGACUUAACGUACUAAGCAGGUUGAGAAAAUUUCUACGGGCAGUUGUUGAAGGUUCAACCCAGUCAGUGGAAAAUGAAGCUACUUUUGAGAGUGAUGCCAGGACUGGAUCUGAACGCGUGACUACAUUGCAAGUCAAAUGGGAUAAUUAUGUAACUGGACAACAGCACAUACAAUUAUAUGAGCACUCUGGAUCCCAGCCUAUGACUGUAAUUCCAUUCCGGCUGAGGCCUUCACUUGGUGCCGAAGAAGGUUUGGCUUCAGUGGAGAAUCUGAAAGGCUUCAUUCAAAUCCUAAUACCCCUUCUAUUGGAGUGUUGGGUGGAAGCCUCUCCAGGUCAGCUUACUGGACCUACUCCAAGUAGUCUACUUGAACCGGAAGCCAUGCAGCUUAAGCUGCAGGUCCUUAACAUUAUCCAACUGUUGUGGAAAUUAAUGCAGCACCGAGACGAGACUGAGAAACUGGAAUUCUGGCUACGAAACCACUAUCUUGGUGACUUUAAAGAUAAUUUCAUGAAACAUUUUCCUUACUCUAUGUUGGAGACACUUAGACACAGAAAGAAAGAUUGGGAUAAAAAGGACAAGCAAGCGCCACCAUUUAUGAACAUUCCAGAUCAUUCUCUUGCAUUGAAUCUGGCGGUGUGUCAAGUCAUGGUGUCUCUCACCAAUUCUGUAACAGUCCAUCAGGAUUCUGACUGGUUAGAUCAAAUCCGAAAAUUUGUGACAGAAAACUUGUCAGAUGGCAGGAAAUUGGCCUGUCAGCAGUUGAGUGGGAUUCUGGUGUUGGUGUGGAGACUUGUACUGAUACAGCACAACAGAGGUGCUACAGAGGAAUUAUUGAGGGCAGUUUACACACAGUAUCAACAACAGGGUCUCUCUCUUUCUAUUCGCACCAUGUUGCUCAACUUCUUUAGUGGCCUUUAUUUGAGAGAGAAAACAUCUAAUCUUCAGAUUGCUAGAAGUAAAGUGUUAUCGCGUUGGCUGGCUGGAUUACCAUUACAACUAGCACAACUUGGUUCAAAGAAUCCACUUCUUUCAGCACAACUUAUUGAUGUAAUACAUGUGGCAGCUGCCCAUUCAAACAAAGAGCUACUUCAGAGUCUUCAAAGUAAUGUCUACAGGUUAUAUGAUCCACAAGAUGGCACUUUAGUGCUGCUUCCAUCUGAAACUCAACAUUCGUUGGUACAACUUGUAUAUUUCUUGCCACGUAUUUCAUCAGAGUUGCUGUCCUGUCUGAGUCGUUGUUGCACUAUGGGAAGGUUAUCCACCAAACUUGCUAUUAAUCUAAUCCGAAUACUGCACACAAGGUCCUAUUUUGGUGGAUGGGGUCCUUCACUUCCCAACAGCUUGGUCACUGAUGUGGAUUACUUCAGUUUUCUGUUUUCUACAUUGACAGGAUUCUCAGGAGAAGAGUUGACUUGGCUUCAGAACAGCAGCAGUAAUCCUCAUAUAAGUCAGUCCCAAUUUUCAUCAAUCCAUCUUUAUGCGACUGACCUAGACCAGUUUGUCCACCACUGGGAGAUAACUGAGGUGGCAUGCCAAUGUUUAUCAUCAGUACCUUCCAGAAUCCAGUGCUGUGAUAUCCUACAAAGUGCUAUCUGCAAACAUCUAGUGGGUGUGAAUCUUUUGCCAGACAGCACAGCAGGGUCAAUCCUAAAAACUGUUGGCCAACUCAUCAAUCCAGCCUUUAUUCCCAAUGAUUGUUUGUUGAAUUUCCUUGUCGGGAGUUGCUACAGCCUCCUUUACUUCAUCCUAACCUCGGAAAAGAACAGAGGAAAUGUACAGAAAAGAGAAUUUCUGUGGGGAGCAUGCCUAACAGCACUGGCCCGCAUCCCACGCUUGCUUCGACUGAUGCUGCAGAAUCUGCGAGUGACCGGUGCCUGCCAGGGGGAGCUUCCUGUUAUUGCACAGAUCCUUCGCCUUCUGCUUCAGCAAACUCAGCUUAGACAACACAUGGUGGCAAAUGCAGCAAUGGUGCAACAGGUCAUUCAGGAUAUCACGAACUUCAAGACUGAUGAUUUCCAAGAGCAAUGGUUAACUGAUCUCCAUUACUACUUCAGAAUCUACCUAGCAGCCAGUAUCCCAGUUACCUAUUAAAGAAUGAAAUCCAGGAAAAUUAUAAUACCAGCUCUUUAAGUGCUUGCAUCAAUCAAAACAUGGGUAUAGAGGAUUUACAUCUCGAUAGUUAUAGAACAAAGUUUACAAAUAUAUAGACUAAGAUGGAAGUUUUGUUUCUCAGUUGUUCCUUGGGACAAGUGUGUUUAUCUUUAAAUACUUCAGGAUAAGAAAUGAUAAGAAGUUAAACAUGUCCAUUGGUUGAGGGUGAUGUAACGUGUAUCAAUAAUAAUACACUCCUUAUUUUGUUGCAUAAUUUUCUUUGCAUGUAUUUAACGUGUUCGCUGAGAAUCUGUUUAAAAUAAUAACUUCAAGGUUUUGCUCAGUGAAGGUCUAAGAUUUUAAUAAACUUGUAUAAGUGUUCUCUUAUUCCAAUCAGCUAUACCAAUGCUUAUUGCUGUACAGCAACUUUAAAAUUAGUUUCUGUUUUCAUCAUAUACGUUUAGGGAAAUAUUCCCAUGCUUUUUAUAAACCAAGUUUUCAAACAUGAAUCUUAAUUAUGUAUCAUUCCACCCGUUGAACCAAAUUCUGUUUAAUUUCAAGAUCUGUUUGUAAUCGUUUACCUUGUUACACUCAUAAACAAUAAUAAUUAAAAACUUUAUUGACAAGUA
Molecule: messenger RNA, 3544 nt
Organism: Leucoraja erinaceus (little skate)
Lineage: Eukaryota; Metazoa; Chordata; Chondrichthyes; Rajiformes; Rajidae
Gene: tex10
Product: testis expressed 10
Exons: 15
Coding region: 153-2915 (920 amino acids)
Cellular component (GO): nucleus; MLL1 complex
Source: RefSeq, a predicted model, not a curated record